AACACCUUCUGAUAUAUUGUAAUGGGUGUAAAUAGCGAACCCAUGCGCUUUAAAAAAAACAACCGUGAGCUCCUGACUAAUCUGCGACAACAGUUUCGUUUCACAGUAAUGAGUCCAAUAAAAUUGACGUUUGCUUGGAUUCGUGACCGGUUUUUCCUUUCUUAUUUCACUAAUGAAAGGAGUAAAAUUUAUAUUACAAUAAUAACGCCAUAACGUCAGGUAAGAUAAGAUAUGUAGUUUCACGUAAUGGAAGAAAGGGAUCAUGUUUACAAGGCAGCGAUAAGUUUCGGUUUUGAUUCCGGUGAAUGAUGAAUUGAAACUCUCGCUCAGUGUGUUUUGUGUUUAUCGCGGAGCAGACCUACGGAAAAUACAGAACGCCUACGUUAAGUUUACAAUAUGACAGAAACCAAUGUAACAAAGGUGAUUUGCGGCAACGGCGGAGCAAUGGAUUAUGAUGAUUUAGUACAUAAUUUUUUAUUUGGAGAUGAAACCGCCGUUCAAAAGGGUGAUGCUUUCCACAUCGCGCUUGCGAACCAGAAUAAACGGAUUAUUGCAAAAACUAAAGUUCGGUUGUGUAAAGCCAAAGAAUGCGACGGCUGUAACAAUUUACACUUCUGUAAAUUCUUCCUCUUCGGGGGCUGCAAGAACGGCAGAGGACGGCGUACAUGCCGCUAUGGUCACAGUUUGACGACAGAGCACAAUGCCAAAGUCCUUAGAGACAACAACCUGCAGGAACUGGACAAACGCGAGCUCUGCACGUUGCUACUUCAGAACGACAACACCCUGUUACCGCCGGUGUGCUUCCAAUACAACAAAGGUGAUGGAGAGUACGGAAACUGCUCUGAACAGGAGAGCUGCAGGAGGAUUCACAUCUGCGACAAGUACCUCAGAGGCACCUGCACGUCAGGGGCGGGCUGCCUCAGGUCACAUGACUUCUCUGAGCCCCACCCACUGAAAACCCUGAAGGAGAGAGGGGUGCCCAAUCAGCUGAUUGGCUCCAUGCUGUCCGUCUACAAGAACAUACAGGCCAUGAAGAGCGCUGACUGCAGCAAUACGAAAGCAAGAGGCCAAACACAGGGCAUGAAUGCAAAAAGCAGCACAAAUCAAAACAGACAGCCUGAGAAUGGUCCAGAGAAAAGCGAGAUAUGCAUGUACUACGUCCGGGGUACCUGCAGGCACGACGAAAAAUGCUGGAACGAGCACUCCAAACUGCCGUAUAAGUGGGAGGUGAAGAUGGGUUUCGGCUGGUCGCCUCACCCGGACAACGAGCAGGUGGAGAAGGACUACUGUGACCCCGCCAAUGACUGCAGUUUCAGCCAAGGAUUCCCAGUGCAUUUUGGUACCAUGACCCACGGGUCGGCCCAUGUGAGACGCCUCUCCACGGUCUCCUCCGUGGUUCAGCCCACCUUCAUCCUCACCACCAAAUGGGCCUGGUACUGGGAGGACGAGUACAACAACUGGAUCCAGUACGCGUCAUCGGGCGCAGGGCACGGGGCGUCGUCCCUCUCCAGUGAGGACCUGGAGGAGCAGUUCCAGCAGGACGACAGCGCGGUUAUCCACUUCAACGCAGGGUCACAGACCUACCAGCUCAGCUUCAAAGACAUGGUGCAGACAAACACACGGUAUGGCACGCGACGAGCGGUCCGGAGGAGGCCCGUGUUCGUCUCCUCAGCGGAGGUACAGACCAUCAGGACCAGCAAAAAAGCACCCAAUGCCCGGGCAUCAAACUCCAAAGCUUUGCCAGACUGCUGGGACAAGUCAAUGGCACCUGAAAUUGGAUACAGGAGAGUCCCUCUGCAGUCCAGCGCAAGCGAGUACCAGGAAAUUUCGGCACUUUUCAGAACAACGAUGAGGGGGUUCAGUGUACGCCAAAUUGAGAGAAUUCAGAACAAGUCCCUGUGGGAAGUCUUUCAGUGGCAAAGGGAUCUGAUGAGAAAAAAUAAUGGUGGUAGAAAUGUGUCGGAGAAACAGCUGUUCCACGGCACCGACUCCAAACACAUCGACGCCAUUUGCAAGCAGAACUUCGACUGGAGGAUCUGUGGAACGCACGGAACAGCCUACGGGAAAGGAAGUUACUUUGCUAGGGAUGCAAAGUACUCCAACAGUUACACCGGCUCCUCAGGAAUGAAGACCAUGUUUGUUUGCCGAGUGUUGGUUGGCUGCUACACGAGAGGAAACUCCAGCUACCUCCGCCCACCCUCAAAAGAUGGCGGCGACUCCGUGUUCUACGACAGCUGCGUGGACGACAUCCACAAUCCCUCCAUUUUCGUCGUUUUCGAAAAGCACCAGGUUUACCCCGAGUACCUCAUCCAGUACUGUGAGGAUGAGUGGGGUUCCCCCGCCCAAGCGUACGUCAGGCCCACACCAAAGCCAGUGUAUUCCCCGCCAUCGUCCUAUGUACCGUCAAGAUCAUAUUCCUCGCCCAGCUAUUCCAGUCCAUCCACCACAAAUACAGAGAGUUCAUGCGUCAUUAGUUAACUCCAUUUUCUGCCACUUCAGCAUUUUUAACUCUCGGUUAAAAUGUGUGCGGGGGAGCCCUUUCUUGGUGCAUGAGGUGUGGUCCACCUCUGAACUCUUAAGUUGUACUAUAUCUUGCUCUGUUUUUCUAUUUGCUGCACCUUUGAAGUGCUACAUUGAAAUUGCUAGAAGAUCAAGACACAAGAUGCACGUGUUAAAAUGACAGUGCUACUUGAUUGGGAGUAGCCCUGCACAGAAGGGUAGUAUUAAUGUUAGCCAAGGUAGAGUCUGAAGAUGUGUCUUCAGACCACAAUGAAAAUAGGCAGUGACUGAUCGGUUCGUGGAGGACUAAUGGAUUGAAUGUCCGGAUUUUUUUUUGUCUUUCUCCAAAUGAUCUGCGCAUUGAGGGUAAAAUGAGCAAAACCAAAGGUUUUAAAUUGAUCAGCUUUUGAUACACAGAUGUGAAUGUUUGAAAAAGUCCCUUUGUGUGAAAUCGGUUAAUUUAUAUGCAGAUACACUACUGAUGAUUAUUUCAACAAAUACAUUUUGCGGGAGAAUGAUAAAAUAUAUCAGGAGAUCCUCACAAAAAGGGUCAUUUAGAAACUUGGGCUCUAUUUAAAAUUGGUUACUAUCCGCACUUAACUGAGACAUAAAAUGGGUAUGUACGGUAUUAUGUAUCAUGUACAUAGUAUGUUUAUUUUGAGUAUGCGAAAAGUGUCUGGAUGUAUACUACAUUAGGAAAAUCUUUCAACAAGUAUGUGCCCGGGGUUACGCAGUGGUAAAGAUACACCCCAUAAUGCAUUGCGGCUGCAUGUCUUCAUCGCUGCCAACCGAAUUGUCUGUCAUUGUUGCACAUAUGACACAGCACUGCUGUGGUGUAUUACGGGGUGUCACCCGGUGCAUUAAAAAUAUAUAAAUGAGGACCGCAAUGACCUGAUGACCAGAAACUGAGAGCAGUGAGAGUAGAUGGAAAAUUAUCCCGCACUUCCUAUCAAUAUUUUCAUUUGUUGUAGCCAUGGGUUAAAUAUACAUCAAUGAAUAAUGUCACAAAUAUUUAGCGAAAUUUUGUAAAUCUAAUGAGGUUGGUUUAAAUUCGUUUUUACAAGAUUUAAAAAAAUUAUAUAGGCUUUGAUGGCCACUGGUCUUGGGUACGCUUAAGUAUUCUCAAUUUCCGAAACAUCCUCUAUGCCAGCUAUUCAUACUAACAUGUGUCUUAGUAUGUACUACACAGUACAUAAAAACAUAGUAUGUAGUAUGUGGCAUGUUAGUAUUCUGUUUGGAACAGUCUAUUGUAAUCGUAUUCCUCUGCUCAAAUCAAGUCAUAAAUCAUAUUAAAUAAGUCUCAUUAGGUAAGAAAACAUAAAAUGGCUGAAUUUGGCCUAUAGUUAGGGGAACCCUGUGUCAUCUCACUUUGAGAGUUUUCUGCUUUAGAUUCUAUUAUUUCUUUUUCUUUUACUAUAUUCACUUAUUAAGACCUGCAUUAUUUGCGUUUAAUACAAUUGGAAGAAAUAGGUGUUUAGAAUGUUUAACAUAUUUAGUACGAAGUUCUAAAUAUGAAGGAAUGAAUUGUAUGACUUUGGAAAAUUGGAAAAAUUUGGAAAUAAACUUUUACUGCAGUGCAAAUUCAAA
This is a messenger RNA of Anguilla anguilla (European eel), 4086 nucleotides long. RefSeq lists its product as uncharacterized. The transcript has 12 exons. Bases 397 to 2478 code for a protein of 693 amino acids. Gene Ontology annotation, molecular function: NAD+ poly-ADP-ribosyltransferase activity; zinc ion binding. The record is from RefSeq and is a predicted model, not a curated record. Lineage: Eukaryota; Metazoa; Chordata; Actinopteri; Anguilliformes; Anguillidae.